ACAUUUAAUUCAAAUGCUAAGCAUUAUGUGUCAAUGUCAACAAUGUUACCAUCGACUGAUCGAUCGAUCAAUCAAUCAAUCUAUCGAUUUUGUACCUUCACAUUUGCCUAUACUGUACUGUUUAAUGGACGUGCCAGCUCUGAAUGCUACAUCGUCUUAAUCUUUUCAGUGACAACACACAUGCUGUCCAUCUGGUUGCAUGAAACCAAUGAAAACAGACAGAAAUGCCCCCUCGCUUUACUUCUGAGGCACAAUGACCUCAACAAGCUUUGUGCAAAUGUAAAAGAAUACAAGUGCAUCCGAUUCAAUCGGGAUCCAUUUUGUUUUCAAGUACAGAGAUGUGAUGAAGAGGCAUACAGACUUUAUAGCUUGCUGAUAUAUGACAAAUGUAGUAAAAGUAGAUUCGAGUAAUAUAUAGCCUCAAGUGGAAUAAUCACAUAAUUCAUCUGAUCCAGAAAAAAAAGACACAUUUCACUAUGCAAAUCUCUCACAAGUACUAUAAUUUAUUUGAGGCAAGGUUUGACAAAUGCCAAAUCUAUUCGAUUCUUUUUUUGAAACAACGGACAAUCCUUGCGAGGAUGGUUGUGAUGACACUUGUGAGGAAGUAUAUCCUUUAGUAGACUACAUGUUUUUGGAGUGCUUUUUGUGUGUGUGUGUGUGUGUGUGGCCAGAUUUGUCCACAGUCAUUAAUGCGCUGCAUUAAUAGCUGGUAAACUCACAGACUGUCAUAUUUUGUACGCCCCUUCCCUUCUCCCAUAUCUCCACCCUUACCUCUGAGAACUCCCCCAGAGGCGUCAUUUUUAUAACGUCCACAGAUCCUCUAUGACUUUAUAAUCUCAUCACCCAACUUCCAUCUGCUCACAUAUUCCAAUUCCAUUAUCAGCCCUCCUCACUGUCAUUAUCAGUAAGUAGUGUGUUUAUAUGCAUCAUUUAUGACCAGUUAUCUGGUUCCCCUAUGCCAGAUUGGAUUCCAGUGUAUUCCUUUGUAUCUGAACUCGAAGCUGCAAUUGUGCUCUAUUUCACACACAAUGACCCUGAUUGAAAUAUAAAUGUCAAAUGUUGAAAUGAAUAUAUAUGUCCCACCCCUGUACUUUUAAACAUUGGCGCAGAUGGUACUGACGGGAGGCCAUGUCACCUUCAGAUUGACUCCAAUCCGUCCCCCUGACCUUCGCCACAAAAAGUGAGAAAAAUCUCGGGUAAACCAGAGGACUAACGUUCCGUUUAUAUUGGCACAGGCAUUGAGCCUCUAUAACCCAGUGUUGUUGGUUUUUUUUGUGUUAAAAGUAUGAUUUUAUUUUAAUUUUCUAUUUAAUGUGUUGUUUUCCACUAAGUAUUGUUUUUUUCCCCAUGUGGCAUGAAUGCACUGCAGUGGCCCACACAUUUGAGUUUCUUUUGGGCCUAUUCCAUUGCACCGGUUGUACCCCCAAACAGCCUCGCUCCGCCCCGUGUGGUCACCUCUCCAAUACACUUUUUCGAGGCCGAGCUGUGUCAAUGUUACCGGUUUUGAGAACCUCCUCCGACCUGCUUCUAAAAUGCAAUUAAUUAAUAAAUUUUUCUUUGGAGUAGGUGAAGAUUUUGGAGCUUUUGUCGUCCCGCUACAUUUGCCAGAAACCCUGAGCAGCAUCCACCCAUCUCACUUGCAAUUUCCUCAUGUUUUGGAAUGUGGUAAUGUUCCCAUUUUAUGUUUUGGUUUGAAAUACCAGGGUCCAUGCAUAUUGUCAGUUCUUUGUUUUUGUUCUUUUCAAUGACAUUGUGCCGGUGUAAAGAAUUGUUUAAGCCGAUUGACCGUGAAUGUCAACAACAAGCGAAGCCGCACUUACUGUACCCUGCCUUCAGUAAAAGCUUUCCUUCCAACUACAACAGUUUCUAGGGUCUCAAUAUAAAUAUUAGUAUUAUUAUCGAGAUGAGACAUAAUCAGAAUGCGUAUAUGACCUUCAAUCAUAAUGCUGUUUGCUAGAAGCUUGCCCUCGAUGUCACCUCAGUAAUGGUGGCCGGAGACCGAGCAUUGUGGGUAAUCGAGCGAUGUGUGAAGUCAGCAUCAGUGAUCGAGUUACAAUUUUUUUUCCUUUAAUUGGUCAUUUAUUGUGCUAUCAUUUUUGGGAGACGUAUGUAUUGUUAUUUCCAAAUAACUGAUAACUUCAAGCAAGACAUUUCUGGAUUAUAAAUUGUAUUUUACACAUUGAGUAAAGGCUCUUUUUUUGUCUCAUCUCAUCUCAAGGGCUGAGCUGUGCUAUCUUCUGACUGGAUGCCACCUCAGAUGUCUGCAAGACAUUUGGCCACCCAUUUUCCAGGAGACUGGCAACCUUCAGAUGUCCAACAAGCUUCAUUGACUUGUCCACUUAAAAAUGUUACAUCCAGAAUUGUGAGCAACGAUGAUAAAUCCGAGGGAAUUCUACGCCACCUUGUCACACACAACGAGGGACAUGGCAGCGAACCACGCCAAGCCCAACCUCAGCCAAUCUCAGGCAGCAGAGAUUGUGAAGAAACACUACAAGCUGACUCCCCGUCAACUCCGUUGUCUCCCCAGCUAUGAUGACCAGAACUUUUUCAUUGCGACUGUCGAAGGUGGCGAGUAUUUGCUGAAGAUUAUGAACUCGGUGCACACAAAGGACCCCACCCUGAUAGAACUGCAGACUUACGCAAUGAACUUUCUGCAUGAAAAUGGACUUCCUACCCAAACAACCCUGAAAACAACAAUGGGACAGAACAUGAUCCUGGAAGACAUCGAUUGUGGCUCUGGUUUACAGAAGCACCUGGUGCGCCUGUUGACCUAUUUGCCAGGAAUCCCCAUUUCUGAUGUGCCUUUCUCAUCACAACUACUUUAUGAAGUUGGCCAGACAGCAGCCAGAAUGGACAACACCCUCAAAGAGAUGGAACAUCCUCAACUGUGUGUGCUGCAGAGGGAGGGGUUCAUAUGGAGUUUGUCAAAUGUUCCCCUUCUGGAGAAAUACAUGAAAGUACUCGAUGGAGAUCCUCUCCUGGAGGUUGUGAAGUCUGUCCUCCAGCAGUACAAGACUGCUGUGGCCCCCAAAUACUCUAGUUUCCGCGCAUGUCUCAUUCAUGGAGACUUCAAUGAUCUCAAUGUGCUGGUGCAAGCUAAUGAAAGUAAUGGCUCCAAGAUUUCUGGUAUCAUUGAUUUUGGUGAUAUGAACUUCGGUUGCUACGUCUAUGAGCUCGCCAUCACCAUCACGUACAUGAUGCUGGAGCACCCCAACCCAAUUGAUGUGGGCGGACCUAUCCUAGCAGGCUGGGAAAGUGUCUUUCCUCUCAACGCGUCAGAGAGAGACUGCCUCUUUUGGUUGGUCCUGUCACGCCUCUGCCAGUCAUUAGUCAUUGCUCGUUUUUCGGUGACUUUGCAACCCGAAAAUGAAGAAUAUCUGAUGCAUUCGUCCAAGAAAGGCAUUCCAAUUUUACGCAAGUUCUUUGAGAUAGGAAAGGAGCAAGUGGAGAAAGUGUGGUUCCAAGGUGCUGCUCAGUUCAAUGACAGAAAGUGAGUCAAUCUAUUUUUAGAUGCAUUCAAAACAAUAUGUUGAUGAAAAUAACUAGAUAUUUGAUCAUUUGUCAGGCCAUCAAAUCCCCUUCCAUGUAUUAUUUACUGUAGGUGCAUAGCUUUCCUGGGUUUUCAUUCCAAACAUACUGAGUUGGAAAAUGUAUAUUUUAUAUAUACCAAAUAUUACUUCUAUUAGUUUUACACAACCUUCACAUGCUUUAUUGUUCCAUGUUGUGACUGCUGGCUUUUUUCCGGCCGUUUUGUGCGUCCUGGUUGUUCCCAGCCAUGUUGUGACUACUGGCUGUUUUUCGAUAAAGAUAAGUUGAGUGCAGCUGGACAAAGAUAAUUGUUUUGCUUUCCUUCUCUGUCUCUCUCACUUCUGUAUAACGGAGGUGAUUGUUUUGGUUCGAUUUCUGUAAGAGGUGACAACUUGUCAGAGUUAAUCUGCAAAUCUACAUAUUCUCCAUUUAGCAUGCACCGGAAAGAGACAAAAGAGACAAAACACAACCUGAGCCAGGACUUUUCUCUUGCGGCAAGACGAGAAGCAGUCGCUAUCUUAGCGAGCUGGACUCUUCUAACAUUUGCCUCCCCUCUGCCCUUUUUAUUAAGCUUGAGUAGGUGGUAUCACAUUUUAUGACCUUUUCAGGAUGUGGUCUCUGAAUGGAGGUGUGGGGGUUUAUUGCCUUGUGGAAUGUGCAUUGUAGUACUUUUCCAAACUGUUCUUGUUCCCAGUGAACAAGGGUGCUAUCAUCUUCAUGCAGUUACAGCAACACUGUAUUUUUAUGAAAUAAUAUAUUUAAAAAAUUGCAUCAUUUCCCUCCUGUUUAUCAAAUAAAAAUACAUUACUCAUCA
Phyllopteryx taeniolatus (common seadragon) is the source of this 4342-nucleotide messenger RNA. RefSeq names its product hydroxylysine kinase, tandem duplicate 2 (gene hykk.2). The record is from RefSeq and is a predicted model, not a curated record. The transcript has 7 exons. Gene Ontology annotation, molecular function: amino acid kinase activity. Bases 2373 to 3494 code for a protein of 373 amino acids. NCBI's taxonomy places the organism in Eukaryota, Metazoa, Chordata, Actinopteri, Syngnathiformes, Syngnathidae.